Molecule: messenger RNA, 4566 nt
Organism: Ostertagia ostertagi
Lineage: Eukaryota; Metazoa; Nematoda; Chromadorea; Rhabditida; Trichostrongylidae
Source: the annotation of a GenBank genome assembly
AUGACUGCUGACGACUCUGAAAAGGUGAAAGUCGCUGUACGUGUUCGUCCAUUCAAUAAGCGAGAAUUGGAUUUGAAUACGAAAGCUGUUGUGCGAAUGUGCAACGGACAGACGAUAUUAAAUCACGUCUCUGAUGAUAAACAACCGAAAACCUUCGCCUUCGAUCACUCUUUCUACUCCACCGACGUCAAUGAUCCAAACUUUGCAAGUCAAGAAGAAGUGUUCAACAGCCUUGGAUCAGGUGUUCUGGAAAAUGCGUUCGCCGGUUAUAAUGCGUGUAUUUUCGCUUACGGGCAGACAGGUUCCGGUAAAUCGUAUUCAAUGAUGGGCACUUCUGAGCAGCCUGGAAUUAUACCACGUCUGUGCAAUGAGGUAUUCAGAAGAAUCAGAGAAACCACUUGCGAGAGUCUUCAGUACAAAGUGGAAGUUUCCUACAUGGAAAUUUAUAACGAACGUGUACGAGAUCUUUUGGAUCCGAAAAAGUCAAACAAACAUCAUCUGAAAGUGCGAGAGCAUAAGAUUCUUGGUCCGCUUGUCGACGGCUUAUCCGUACUGGCUGUGAAUUCAUUCGAGCAAAUCGCGUCGCUAAUCGAAGAAGGAAAUAAGUCGAGAACUGUGGCGGCAACAAAUAUGAACGCCGAGAGUUCCCGUUCUCACGCCGUGUUUAACAUAACGCUCACACAAAUCCUGAAGGACAUCGACAAGGAUUUUACUGGAGAAAAAGUGGCCAAAAUUUCCCUGGUCGAUUUGGCUGGCAGUGAACGGGCUGGUAAAACUGGUGCUAUGGGUAAACGCCUUGAAGAAGGUGGUAACAUCAACAAAUCGCUCACCACUCUCGGAAUGGUCAUUUCCGCUCUGGCGGAGCGCUCAAAUGGGAAAAAAGAGAAAUUCAUUCCAUAUCGUGAUUCAGUGCUUACUUGGCUACUAAAAGAUAAUCUUGGUGGCAAUUCACGUACGGUAAUGAUAGCAACGAUCUCGCCGGCUGCUGACAACUACGAAGAAACUUUAUCCACUCUACGUUACGCCGAUCGUGCCAAGAGAAUCGUUAACCAUGCCGUUGUCAACGAGGAUCCUAACGCUCGAGUUAUUCGUGAAUUACGAGAGGAAGUCGAGACUCUUCGAAUGCAGAUUAGCCAGACUUUGAAAGAACAUUCGGAGACAGCGGAACUGCGAGAACGUCUGGCUGAAAGCGAGAGGCUUGUUGCACAAAUGAACAAGUCAUGGGAAGAACGAUUGAGGGAAACUGACACUCUCAAUAAAGAACGUCAACGUGAUCUCGCAGAAAUUGGAAUCUCCAUAGAAUCAAGUGGAAUAAAGGUGGAAAAGGAUCGCUUUUACCUCGUGAAUCUUAACGCAGAUCCUUCGCUUAAUGAACUGCUAGUUUAUUACAUCAACUCAUCAGCUAUCAUAGGCAACUUGGACGAUAUCGAAACCAGUCUCGACUCUGGACUCGGAAACUCGGUGGAGGAUCUUGAUAAGAAAGAUGCGACUGAGCGAACUAGUAUCGUACUUCGAGGUUUGGGAGUUAUGCGGCGACAUGCAAGACUGAGUGUCGUCGAGGAAAGAGGACGAUCUAGACUCUACAUUGAACCGCUGUCCACCGAAGGAAGAGUUUGUGUGAACGGGCGCGAAAUCUCGGAUCGAACACCGUUGAGACACGGCAAUCGACUGCUGAUUGGCAUGAACCAUUUCUUCCGAGUGAAUUGUCCAAAGGAUGUCGACAUGUCCCAGUCUGUAAUGGAUGAGAGUGUUCUAUUCGACUACAACGACGCUUGGCAUGAGGUGAAUGGAGAUGGAUCAGGUAAUCCGAUCUCGACAGCUGUCGAUCAGUACAUGGAACAGGUCACCUUGAAACACCAGGUCAGUUCUAAGUGUGAAUUCCACUUGAUGGCCUCCUUUAUGUCAAAUUUCGUUCAGGAAGACAAGCAGGCAGCUCUCGAACGUCAAUAUGAAGCCUUCGAGCGCUACAUUCAAAACCUGACGGCGGGCGGCUUCACUCCAUCGACACCAAUGACUCCUGGAUACGGUUUUGGAACGCCGCUUGGCACACCUGGAUCAGCAUUACCACCGUUCCCAUUCCCUGCUAAUCCCAAGCAAAUGGUCCGCAGCAAAUUCUUCUACUGGGCCCAGCGAAAGGAGGAAAUGUUUGCUGAAUCGUUGAAACGCCUGAAGAGUGACGUGAUUCGCGCCAAUGCUCUCACUCGUGAGGCGAACAUGAUCAGUCGUGAGCUUGGCAACAGUCGUCGUCAAACCACGUACGAUGUCACUCUUCAAAUACCAGCAGCAAACCUAAGGCCAAGCAAAAUCAAGGCAGGAACAUUUGUCUGUGAGCCAGUGAUUGUUGUUCGCCGAUCGGGCAUGAGUGGAAGUCAAUUGUGGACCGUGGCGCAACUGGAGAACAAACUAAUCGAUAUGAGGGAAAUGUAUAAUGAUAAGAUAAACGGUGUACCGAGAGUACCAUCAUGUACAUCAAGUCCUGAAAGCUCUCCCUCUCGCUCCCUACCUCCGUCAUCUCCCGAUGAAGUUAUGAUCGAUCCAUUUUUCGAGAGUCAGGAACAUCAUAAUCUGAUCGGUGUUGCCAAUGUUUUCCUCGAAGUGUUGUUCCAUGAUAUGAAACUCGACUAUCAAGUUCCUAUCAUCUCGCAUCAGGGUGAGGUUGCCGGCCGCCUUCAUGUACAAAUCUAUAGGGUUCCAAGUGAAUCUGAUGGAAUUCAGUCACCUGACCGGGAAUUCAAUGAAGGCCUGGAACGUGCUGAAGGACUGUUGGGCAAAGUGAUCACUUGUAGGGUGCGACAGCAGGAGGACGUGGCCACCGGUGGAGUUCAUCAACUCAAACAAGGCCAGCAAAGACGACUCGUUGUGGGUUUGUCGCUUCCUCAGCACGGUGCCGGUCUACCCCUCGGCAUAGACACGAUUACAAGUGUUAGUAUCGGAUGUGUAUGUGUAUCUGAAGCGGGUGAUCGAAGAAUGUUCGACAGUUACCAGGAAGAAGAUCUCGAACGAAUACGCGCUCAAUGGACUUUGGCACUGCAGAGUCGGCAGAAGUACCUUGAACAGCAACUAGACUCGCUGUGUUCCAAAACCGCCAAAUGUGAAGCAGAGCUCGAACGUGAGCACUCGUUAAUGGGACAGUGGAUUUCAUUAACGGAAGAACGUACGGCUGUUCGCAUAAAGAAGGCCUCCUCGUUACCUGAAUCUUUGUCGCACUUCGUCUUUUGUCAGUACUCCUUCUUCAAUCUGUCCGAAAUGCUCGUUGUUGCUCCUGUAUUUGAUCCAGCCGAAGCGUCCGAGACUCAAACACAAGCGACUACAUUUGUGUUCGACCAUGAAAAGGAUUUCAAAGUCGUGGUUACGGAAGAGUUCCUCGAGUAUGUGCAGGACGACGCUUUGUCAAUUGAAGUUUGGGGUCACCGAAACGGUGGCGCUCUAGAAAUGGGCGAACCAAGACUCGAUGCCGAGGAGAAGAACAAGAUUCCUCCUCCUGGUGUAGAAGAGCACGUGCCGGUGUUGUUUUUGGAUUUGAAUUCGGAUGACAUGACGGGAGAGAUGACAAGUGAUGAGAACACUCCUCGCAUUGCGGGUUUGCAUUCAUUUUUGCCGAAAGAGGAAAGUGGAGGUCCUUUGAUCAUGCUCCCAAUUGUGCACUUCGAUGACAAGGAGUUGAUUGCAACCUGCUCCUGGGACAGUUCAAUACACGAUCAUCCGGCGCUGAACGUUCCUUCGUCUUCUAACGAGAAAGUCUAUGCCAUAGUUAAGGUCGGUGUACGUCUCUCACAUCCGUGUUCCAUGGAAUUAGUUCUUCGCAAACGGGUUUGUCUCAAUAUUUACAAGAAGGCUAGUCUUACGGAUCGUAUUCGGAAACGAAUCGUUGGAUCAGAGACACUACAUCGUACUGCUGUGUAUUAUGACGUCGUUGCACAUCUGCCCAAGUCUUCCCACGACAUGGAGGAACGAUCCUCAUUAGCGCUGAUGGCCGCUCGUCAUACAACAUCAUCCGAAGAUGAGCAACCCGUUGGUAACGAAGGCGGCAGGCAUUCGAAUCGGCAGCUGAGCUACAUCGAAGCAUAUACGAAGUCAAUCCAAGCGGUAGAGUCGAUGUUGAAACUCGAUCGACUGCGACAAGAGGUGGCAAUUACCAACAUGCUAAGCAGGAGAGAAAGACAACAACGACUUUCUCACUUCGGAAUUCCAAGUCAAUCAUUCCGAAUGAAGCGUGCUGUUAGUCUCCCGAAUACCAUUUCAUUGCCCCUCAAUCAAUUGUCGAUGGCAUCACGACAGGGCGAGGCAAUUGGUGAGCACCACCGCCCUCCUGUAACAACGGCAACUUCGGAUACGCCGAUGUCGAUGUCGACGACGUCGAUGGUGACUAGUCUGAUAAGCCCGCUCAAUGAGAAGUUAUGUGGUAUAGAUGAGGAGAUCUGUACAAAAAACGAGAUGCUUCCGGUUCGUUCAUCAACGGUUCCUGAAACACUGAACACUACCACAGGCGGAGAUGCGGCGUACACGUCUGAUGUUCGAAAUGGCAAUCUCUCCGUGACAUCUGUUCUUACACCUCUUCGAUAUUGA